Messenger RNA from Striga hermonthica, 1242 nucleotides. NCBI's taxonomy places the organism in Eukaryota, Viridiplantae, Streptophyta, Magnoliopsida, Lamiales, Orobanchaceae. The record is from the annotation of a GenBank genome assembly.
AUGGAGGGCUCUCCAUAUCUGAGUAACGAUCUGUUAGUAGUUGAAAUCCUGGUGAGAUUGCCCGAAGAAGCUUUGCUCCGCCUUAUGGCCGUAUGCAAAUCGUGGAAGUCCAUCAUAACCAGCCCCGAAUUCUGUUCCUUGCACCUCUCCACAAACCGCCACCCCUCGAAAAUCUUGCUCAUCACACGAGACCGUGGACAGUUUAACCCCGAUGAUGACACGAUACCCAAGCAGCGCUACUUGCUGCUUGACAACGACGAACAUCUCCCUGCCGACCCUUCCUGGUUGGCCCCUUUCGAUUUCCCCUUCGAAUGCCCAAACACGAUCUCUUACCACAUACUGGGCUCCAUCAACGGCUUGAUAUGCAUAUCCCUUAUCCCAUCCUAUUUUUGGGUUGAUGUGGAAGUCAACAUACCCAUUGUGCUAUGGAACCCUACCAUCCGCAGGUGCGUCUGCCUACCGGAACCCAACUUCAGCUACAUGUAUACCUCGUCCAUCGAGUUUGGAUACGACGCCACCACGGACGAUUACAAAAUCUUGGUCAUUAGGAGAGUAGGCGGCAGUACUACUACUACUACUACUACUCCUGCCCUAGAGUUCCACAUCUAUUCCUUGAACUCACAUGCGUGGCGCGGAGGUUUCAAAAUGUGCCCUCCCGCCGGGACUGGAGAAAGAGGAGACCGCCGACUUUUUUGUGGCACGGACGCUUUUGCGGGAGGCAAGAUGCACUGGCUCGUCUCCAAUGAAAUUAAUUAUGAUGAGGUGGAGCUUGAUGAGUUCGAGCUUCUUUGCAAGAGUAAGAGCCUUUACUCGUUCGAUGUGGCGGAGGAGGUUUUUGCAGAGAUGGCCUUACCGCCACCUGAUGAGGUUGGCGUACAACCCGUGCUUACUGUAGUUAGGGACUCGUUGCAUUUGGUACAGCCCACGCUUGGCUUGGAAAUGCCAAUUUAUUGGACAAUUUGGGUGAAGAUGGACGCCGGCGGAUCUUGUGAUAUGUACUGGAAGAAAUUGUACAGAGUUGAUGUUGAUGUGACUGCUAAGUUUGUGUGUUUUUUGAAGAAUGGGGAGUUGUUGAUGGACAUGUGCCCUCCUCACCUUGAUGACCAUGGUGUCUUAGCGGCAUAUGAUCCGAGGGCUAGGCAGUUUAAGGACUUGGAGCCCUUGUCCCUCUCUCAACAACGAGCCGUUGGGAGUGUUCGUUCUUUUAAUCACCAAGAGAGUCUCGUCCUUCUCGACCGCUAG